This is a messenger RNA of Miscanthus lutarioriparius, 309 nucleotides long. The record is from the annotation of a GenBank genome assembly. NCBI's taxonomy places the organism in Eukaryota, Viridiplantae, Streptophyta, Magnoliopsida, Poales, Poaceae.
AUGGCGGAUCACCACCUACUUCACACCCCUUCCCCCUCCAACGAUCUCAAGCUCAGAGGCAGAGCUCAGCACGAGCCACCAAACAAGGCCCUCCUCAAGAUCCUCAGGAUCAGGCGCAUCGUCCAUGCCUUCGUCUCCAAGCACGCCGGCCGCGUCGCCAUGGCGCUGGGCGGCGCGAGGGCGAUGCUCCUCGACCUUCUAAGCAAGAAGCAGGCUGCAGGCAUCGGGACGAGGAGGAAGAUCAAGAGGAAGCAGAGGGGGGGAGACGAACAACAAGGAUCCACCCUGCUGCAUUUGCGGCUGUGCUGA